AUGUGUUCAAGUUACUAUGACACGAAGGGAGAAAUGCAGGAUUUGGAUGACGAAACAAAGAGUGAAUUUGCUCAAGCUAACAACAACAAUGUGAACGUAGUUGCAUUUGCCUGCAAACGUACACAGCUUGUUGAACUUGGUGAAAAUGGCCUAACAUUCAUUGGUAUGUUUGUCUUAGAAGAUACUUUCAAUCUAGACAGCAUGAGGCAAGCAAUUGUGAAUCUGAAAGAAGGCGGAGUGAAGAUGAUAUUUGCCUCGGAAGAAGAUGUUGAAGUGCUUCGUACCAUUGGUGAUGAAACAGGAUUGCUCAACUCACAUGAAGCUCUAGUAGUUAGGGGCGAAGAGGCUACAGAGGAAAAUGUUGAGAAAAUUUGCAUUAUGGGAAAUUCCUCUCCUGCACACAAGCGUUUUUUAAUAGAGCAGUUGAAGAAAAGAGGAGAAGUGGUGGCUGUGGUAGGAGAACAAACAUCUGAAAGUAAUGUGGUUCUUGAAGCAGCUCAUUUUGGCCUGCCUGUGGUGACUAACCGGCCUAAAACUAUAACUUAUGUGAUUAACAGCAUCAAGGGAGGAAGAAUUGUUUGUGAGAAUCUGAGGCAAUUCAUCCAAGUUGAGGUAAUCCUGGCAAUCAGUAGCUUAUCAAUAAACUUCAUAGUGGUUAUAGUAGACGGUGAUGCCCCGUUAACAUUCAUUCAGUUGGUAUGGGUUAAUAUUCUUGUUACAUUUAUUGGAGGGCCAGCUUUGCUAAUUACUCAGCAGGCCACAAGACAACUAAGUGAUGAGCUUUCUAUCAGACCAAGAAAACAGCCAAUUACCAAGGGCAUGUUGAGAAACAUACUUCUUCAAGUUUUUUAUCAGACUGGUAUAUUUGUAUUCCUUCAACACAGAGGAAGUGCAAUACUGGGCAUCACUCCAAAAGUUAACAGAUCUAUAGUCUUUAACGGGUUCGCUCUGUGCCAGCUUUUUAACAUAUUCAGUGCAAGGGAUUUGGAGCAGAGGAAUUAUUUCAAAGGUCUCGGUCAAAAUUACUUGUUUUGGGCAUUGUCUGGGCUCUAUCUUGUGUUGCAGUUUGGAUUCAUUGAAGUAUAUUAA
This is a messenger RNA of Solanum stenotomum, 1089 nucleotides long. Its product is annotated as putative calcium-transporting ATPase 13, plasma membrane-type. Gene Ontology annotation, molecular function: P-type calcium transporter activity. Lineage: Eukaryota; Viridiplantae; Streptophyta; Magnoliopsida; Solanales; Solanaceae. Gene Ontology annotation, cellular component: intracellular membrane-bounded organelle. Bases 1 to 1089 code for a protein of 362 amino acids. The transcript has a single exon. The record is from RefSeq and is a predicted model, not a curated record.